AUGUUUGGAGUAAUUACCAUUGAAGACCAAAUUAAUGUUUUCCCAAAUGAAUUAAAUAACUUCUCUGAAAUAUGUUUAAAGAGUCUGCAAAAAAAUAGAAGCCCAAAAAUAGAUGACCCCCUGGUCAUUCUGAGGAACCGAAUAAAUGAUAAGUACCUAAAUAAAGUCGUUAAAAAUGUAGGGUUAAUGGUCCAUUUCGUAGGAUUUGACUGUGUUGAUCAUGCAGACAUCGAUGAUGAGGGAGGCUUAAUAUUUUGUGUCACAUUUAAAAUGAUAUCAUUUAAACCAUAUAUUGGGGAAGUCAUCGAGGGAGUAGUUAUUGAUUCAGAUUCAACAGGGUUAACAGUUAGCCUCGGAUUUUUUAAUGACAUUAAAAUCCCAUGUAAUGAUCUAAGGGAGCCCAAAUCAAUUGAUUCUAACACAAAAAUAUGGUCGUGGGACUAUGAAAAUCACAAAUUGUGUUAUUUUAUUGACUUUAGAAUAAGAUUCAAGGUUUCAAGCAUUGUAUUUAACGACCAAGUUUACGACAACUGUCUCCCAUCGAUGGUAAUUGUUGGAAAUGUUCAAAAUGAUGGGCUCGGGAUGAUCUCUUGGUGGAGUUAA
Molecule: messenger RNA, 603 nt
Organism: Cryptosporidium ubiquitum
Lineage: Eukaryota; Apicomplexa; Conoidasida; Eucoccidiorida; Cryptosporidiidae
Product: RPB7 subunit of the RNA polymerase
Exons: 1
Coding region: 1-603 (200 amino acids)
Biological process (GO): transcription initiation at RNA polymerase III promoter
Cellular component (GO): RNA polymerase III complex
Source: RefSeq, a predicted model, not a curated record